Messenger RNA from Esox lucius (northern pike), 3399 nucleotides. RefSeq names its product solute carrier family 2 member 3b (gene slc2a3b). The record is from RefSeq and is a predicted model, not a curated record. Gene Ontology annotation, biological process: response to insulin; monosaccharide transmembrane transport. The transcript has 11 exons. The coding region runs from base 282 to 1835 and encodes 517 amino acids. NCBI's taxonomy places the organism in Eukaryota, Metazoa, Chordata, Actinopteri, Esociformes, Esocidae. Gene Ontology annotation, cellular component: apical plasma membrane; basolateral plasma membrane. Gene Ontology annotation, molecular function: hexose transmembrane transporter activity.
GAUGCAAAAGCGAGGCAACGUGCGGAUAGACUUGUGCCUCUACCCUAUAUAAGUUGGGUGAUGAGAGAGGGAGGCAUAAAGUGCUGAACGUUCUUCUCUAUGAACAGGUCUACACAGACGGAAUAAAAGGAGAUACGAUAACUUUUUUGACAACGACAAGAAUUACGGUGCCUAACCACUAUUUGGACAGCAUAUACUAUUUACCUUGCAAAUAAAAGACUCGUUUUGGAGAGAAAAAAUUACAUUAUUUCACUGCCUGAGGAAGCCAAUCAUCAACAGAGAUGGAGAAGAUGGAAGUGCAGAAGAAGAAGGGGGUGACAGGUUACCUCCUUUACUGCGUGGCUACGGCUGUCAUUGGCUCCCUGCAGUUCGGAUACAACACUGGAGUCAUCAAUGCCCCUGAACAGAAACUGCGAAUGUUCUUCCGGAAUGUGUCAAUGGAGCGUGAUGGAGAGUCCUUCAGCAACGAUACAAUCACUCUGCUCUGGAGCUUUGCUGUGGCCAUCUUCAGUAUCGGGGGCAUGGCCGGAUCCCUGUCUGUUGGAAUCAUGGUCGACAAGUUUGGGAGGCGUAAGUCCAUGCUUCUGGCCAAUGUUCUGGCCCUUCUAGGUGGAGGUCUGAUGGGCCUGUCAAGCCUGUGUAAGUCCUUUGAGAUGAUCAUUUUCGGUCGCCUGGUUAUCGGCGUGUUCUGUGGCCUGUUUACUGGACUGACGCCGAUGUACCUGGGUGAGUUGGCCCCCACGCACCUCCGGGGAGCCUUCGGCACCCUCCACCAGCUAGGAGUGGUCAUCGGGAUCCUGGUGGCACAGAUCUUUGGUCUGGAGUCCCUGCUGGGGUCUGACCUCAUGUGGCCCCUGCUGCUGGCCCUCACAAUCUUCCCCGCUCUGGGUCAGGUCAUCAUGCUCAUCUUCUGCCCUGAGAGCCCCCGCUACCUGCUGAUCAGCCUCAACAAGGAGGAGGAGGCUCACAAAGCAUUGGUGCGUCUGCGUGGCUGUGAGGAUGUGAGGGAUGAGAUCCAGGAGAUGAAGGAAGAGGGGAUGAAGAUGGCCAUGGAGAAGAAGGUCACCAUUGCAGAACUCUUCCGUUCGCCAGCUUAUCGUCAGCCAAUCCUCAUCGCCAUUGUGUUGCAGCUUUCGCAGCAGCUUUCUGGCAUCAACGCGGUGUUCUACUACUCAACCAGUAUAUUUCAAAGUGCCGGUGUUAAACAGCCUAUCUAUGCUACUAUUGGAGCUGGGGUGGUCAACACUUUAUUCACAGUGGUGUCUCUCUUCCUUGUGGAGAGGGCGGGACGAAGGACCCUGCACCUCAUUGGGUUGGCUGGAAUGGCUGUCUCUGCGCUGCUCAUAACUAUCUCUCUCUCCUUAGUGACCCAAUACACAUCUCUGAGCUACAUGGCCAUCGUGGCGGUUUUUGCCUUUGUGGCCAGUUUUGAGAUGGGCCCAGGUCCUAUCCCAUGGUUCAUAGUGGCCGAGCUCUUCUCCCAGGGGCCUCGGCCAGCAGCCAUGGCCGUCUCUGGCUGUUCCAACUGGACGGCCAACUUCCUGGUUGGACUGUGCUUCCCCAAACUGGAGGAGCUGCUCAAAUCCUAUGUCUUCAUCAUCUUUCUCAUCUUCCUCAUCAUCUUCUUUGUAUUCACCUACUUCAAAGUCCCAGAGACCAAGGGCCGGACUUUCGACGACAUCACCCAGGGAUUCGCCAGAAACUCAGGAAACCCUGCCCAGUCUCCUCCCUCAAGUGUGGUCACCCUACCGGUUUCCCCAACCACUGAGAAGGUUCCAAUGGUUGAGUUCCCAACGGUAGAGAACGUAAAGAACGGGUCAUCUGCAGUUCCAUAGGUGACCAAAAAGUUAAAGAACAGGGUUAAAGAUACAAGCCCCUUGUGCAUAGAUACUGUAAUGUAAGCCGUUUGGACAUUUGAAGUGGAGGACUAGAGAUACAGUAGACACUGAUAUGGAGAGGUUCUUACAUAUGAAUUAGCAGCUAAGGUUCAAGCUGUGUGUGUGUCCAGUAUACUGCCUGUUGGGAAUAGGUUGGGGAAUAGAGCUGAAGGCUUUUAGUUAAUGUUUUGAACAAAAAUGCAAGUGAAUGUAAUAGGAUUCAUGUUUACUGUGUGUGUGUGUGUGUUUGUGUGUACAUGCUCUAAAGUUUGAAUGAAUGUAAAGUGAUCAUUUGUAAAUAGCUUUUGCCAGUGCCAACAUAAUUCUUUAUAUUUAAUUUGAAUCAACUAUCUUUACUACUGUACAUUUAAAUUGCAGACUUUCCAAUUAAAAACAUUUUACAGUAUUAUUGUUUGAUAGGAUAAAUGCCAACAAAUGUGGCGAGUAAUAAAUAGUUGAUUAUUUUGGGGGAAUAGGACUUAAUGUGUAUGGAGGUUUGUGGUUUUGUAGGGCCAGUGAUUUGACCUCUCUGAGAUCUGAAACCACCUCAGCCGUGUGUACUAGUCACUGUGUCUAUGAGGAUUGACCUUGUACUGUCACAGAGAGUAAACUGUGCAGACAUCUCCAUCCUGGAGCACUGAGUCAGCUAGACCAUGGCGCUUUCCACAGCCCCUCCCAUGGCCUGCGAAGUCUGGGGGCUCUGUAGGUAGACCAUAGAAUAUAUAUGAUCACAGUAAGCAGUGCGACAUGACUUUCAUUAGGGACAGUUUUUCUUUCUGAGGAGAUAGUUGUUUCAAAAAGGUCACAGUUUAAACAGUAUAUAAAAAACGAGCAUAAUACUCCUUGAUGUGUUUCAGCAGCAUGUGUCUGCACUCGCACAGAACUGAACACUUUUCUACCUUUUAGCCUGAACCAACAUCUGAUGUUUCCUGUUUAAAUAGAUGGCGUUUCCCAGGGUCCUCACAAUACGAUAUCAUCACAGUACUGAGUUGCCCAUGUUUAUUUAUGUUAAUUUGAUGUUCCAAAAACAUUGCUAGUUAUGAUGUGUAUAUUCUGCAGAAAGCCAAGAGAAACAUAUUACUAAAAUGUUUUGAGGUCUGAAGAAUUUCUAUCGCGUUUUUGUUGCAGGUACAGCCUAACUAGUAAUGUGCAAUAUAUUAUCCAAAAUAACAUAUAACUGGGUCUAAUGUUUCUUCCUUCCAUAGCAGUUUUGACAGCAUACGUUCUAGUACUGCUUUUUGCAUUCAUGCUAGCCCAUGCUACUUAAUGUUAAUAUUGUAAGGUAACAUUAUGUUGUCUGCCAUGCACUAGUACAUUUGUACACAUUAUUGGUCUAAUGGGCAUUAUUUUAUAUUAAUUUAUUUUCAGUAUUUAAGUGUAUGACUACGAAAGAGCGAGAGAAAGAAAUGUGUCAAAGAGUACUGUAUGAAUAUGUUUUUCCCUUUUCUGUAAUGUUGUAUUAAAGAGUCACUCAAGUUUUUGAGCAACUGAAAUUAAAUAAAACGGAUCAUGUUUUUAAAAG